AUGGAGAAAAACAAUUCUACCACAGAUCAGAACUCCUUUUCGACGCUCGAUCCAGUCGAAGGAGAGACUCUCAACACAACAUGGCUCAAUCAUAUAUUUAUCGAAGAGCUAUUUUCCAAUACAGACUAUCCAGAAUUCAAAUUCAAUGUUGAUAAAGCACUGGAGCGCGGUCUUAUCUCUUCACUAAGCGUUGCGAGCCACAUCACUACCAUUUUCGGUCAGCAGGAAGAAUAUCAACUUGGAAGAGUGCUGGAAUACCAGACGGUAACUUCUUCAACAGCUUUGAGAUGGUUGUUGAUUGCAUAUGGAUCGCAUCCAACACGGAAAUUCUUCGUGGAUAGCUGUAUGGAUGUUGUGAAGGAGGUUGAUGGACUGAUGAAGACAGAACCGGGACGAAGUGUCUACAUGCAAAGCGACGAACUUUGUGCUCAACAGAUCGCAGCACAGGAGUGGCUGGGAAAAGUAAAGAAAUGUGCGGGGGUUUUGAACUAUUGGUUGCGAGUCGUCGAAGAGCAACUUAGAUUCGAUCAGCGCUGGGGCAUGGCCAAGAAGUGGGUUUUGCAUGGAGAUGGAUGGGGACACCUGGAACAGAUUUGGAGAACUGGGGCUAUGGAGAAUUUGACGAUGAAUCUUCGGAAGGUGCAGUCGAGUGUCGUGAUGAAGUUGAUGGAGGCAGGUCAGAAUCCGGACUAUAGUCUACAAUAUGUCAAUUUGCUGCGAGAUGCAGGUAUCGCAUAUGGCGGAGAACCAGAACGAUUGGUAUUCUGGCCUCAGACGGGCAAACUAGAAUGGGUUUAUCCAACGCAGGAGCCCAAAAUAUCGGAGGUGACGGCAGAGAAAAUUCGAAUGAGUACAGAUCUUUUCUUAAAUGGCAUUUCGCAACAACGCCAAGUCGCCGCUGUUCAAGAAACUGCUCCUCGCGUAGUGUCGAGCAGCCUUCCGGUUGAACAAAAUACGCUUGAUCAGCAUCCUACUCCUCGAAUACUUAUAAACGGCAUUCCUGAUCAUCAGGAUGUUACUUCUCAAGAACUCUCUGAUAGCUGUACCACUACAGGCCCAGAAGCUUCUCCUCAAACAGGAAUUGGACCUCCUCUUAUAGAACAAGACAAGGCACAACAAGUACUUCCAGAUUUACCUUCUAAUGAUCCGACAAAUGAAAAUAUCGCACCUCGAAUCAAGACAAACAUGUUUGCUACCGACUGGGAAGAUACCACUUCAGUACAACCAGGCAAAUCUACAACAUGGUACUGGGGCCGAGAACCACGUCCAACUGGGCAUGGUAGUGUUCCUCAAGAACUGGAAGAUUCCAGAUUCUGGUAUUCUGCAAGAAAGUCUUCCGACACACCGAAUGCCAUUGAAGCUAGCGUCGCAGCACCUCUUCCGUCUCUUCCGCAAGCUAAGGUCGAAGAAAACGAGUCGGCUUCUUGGGUUGGAGGGCUUGGCCGGGAUAGCAACACAUUUACAGGCCUCAAGAUUGAUACUAUCAUGGAAGAAGACUUAGAAGACACCAAUUCUGGUUAUAUUACGAGCAAGAAUCGACCAUAUACUCAUAUUGAUUUGGUUGAUUUAGGACAGAGAUUGGCAAUUUUGGAUGCUGCAGAACUGGGAGCAGUGGAAGAAAGCAUACAACAACAAAAUCGAAGCUUAGCUCAACAAACACUAUUGGAUUUACCAAGAAGAGACACACAGCUUAGGGAAGAGCUCCAAUAUUCUGCGAAGAUAAAGAAGACACUACUAGAUAAGCUAGAUAGUGAUGCACCAACAGGUUCGAAGAUGGAUGCGGUGGGAAUAUUUCUCGAUGCGAUAGAAGAGGAGACUGAGAAGAUGCAAGGAUGGAGAGAGGAUCUGCGAGAAGCGGAGGCGGACAUUGAUCGUGGUUAUGAUGGGGAUUGGGAGGAGGAAUCGCAAAGUGAAAAAUUGCAUAAUGAUGAGCAGGCAAUUUUGAGAACAAGUACGGAAUACUCAUCAUCAUCGGAAGGAAAGAAGCAUACGCAGAUGACCGAAGAAUCCUCAACUAUAUUUCUUGGAGAGGGAGAAAGUAUUGAGAACGAAAAGCAAGAGGAUGAGGCAAGUGUGCAUGGGGAGAAAGAGGGGACAGAUGCAGGCGAAGUGAUGGAACUCGCGAUAGCUCAGACUGUCGGUCGAUUAUCAUUGGGAGAUUGGAAUGAUGGCAGCGUGGCUGGCUCAGACACUCGUGGCUAUGAUGGUGUCGGUCCAAUUUCGUCGGUCGAGGAGAAAACUACCAAGGCAGGCUAUACGGCAGAAGAACAUGACAUUCUCUCGCCAUCCACUGGUAACUGA
Botrytis porri is the source of this 2301-nucleotide messenger RNA. RefSeq lists its product as uncharacterized. Bases 1 to 2301 code for a protein of 766 amino acids. NCBI's taxonomy places the organism in Eukaryota, Fungi, Ascomycota, Leotiomycetes, Helotiales, Sclerotiniaceae. The record is from RefSeq and is a predicted model, not a curated record. The transcript is spliced from 2 exons.